GCUGGAAGUCGCUUUAGUUGCGGACGUUUGAUUCUCCUGGGUGAUCGAAAUGUCUUUCCUAUGCCGUACGGCAAUAUUUUCAUUUUUGACGCUCAUUAGUGUUAGCCAGGCGGUUCUGAUCGUCGGGCCGAAAUCAUUUCGUGCUAAAGGCGACUAUACGAUAGUGAUUCACAACUUUUAUAAAGGAGCGAAUAAGGUUGAUCUGCUGCUGUGUUUGGAAGGUCGUGACGAGGAUGAAAACGUUUUAUGGAAUAUCACCAAAUCUACUGACGUACGGAAAAACACGAAUAAGCUGGUGUCUUUUAAGAUUCCUGAUCAUGUACCUCCCGGCAAUUAUAAACUCACCAUCGAUGGUCAGAAUGGUUUCGAAUUCCAAUCCGAAGCCGAAUUGAUCUUCCUUAAUCAAACAAUAGCGGCUUUAAUUCAGUUCAGCAAACCCGCCUACAAACCCGGAGAUAGCGUCGAGUUCCGUGUGAUAGUGCUCGAUCCCGAUCUGAAGUCUCCUCCAGAGGAAACGAUGGUAAAUGUUACGGUAAAGGAUUCGAUCGGUAACAUCAUUGGUAAAUGGUCCGAUGAGCCACUGUCCAGCGGAGUGUUUGACGGUCAAAUGGAUUUGGCAACCUCACCUCUUCCGGGGACCUACAACAUCGAAGUUGAGGCAAACGAUAAGAAAUUGGUUUCCAAGUCGUUCGAAGUGAAGGAGUACGUAUUGUCCACGUUCGACGUAAAUGUCUAUCCAACAACAGUGCCUCUUGAAGAGCACCAGGCGCUUAAUCUUACGAUAGAGGCAUCCUAUUACUUUAACAAGCCUGUCAUCGGAACCGUGAAGAUGCAGCUCAUUGGGGAGAAUGUGGUUUUUGAAAAAAAACCUUCUACCCACCCAUCUAUUAGACAGUGGGAUGUGAACGGAAUGUUGCAGGUUAGCAUCCCAUACGUGACGGUCCCAAAUGAUGUCGAAGACAAACGGAACAUCAAUCUGAACAUUACUUUCACCGAACAAUACACAAAUCGUACGGUAACCAAGGAGCAGCAAAUUACGGUGUAUAAACACAAAUACAAAGUUACUUUGGAGGAGAAAAAUCUUGAAUUCCAUCCUGUUGCGCCAUAUAAGGGUACUCUUAUCAUAACCACCCAGGACGGUAUACCUGCUUCUGGAGUCGCUGUGCAGGUGCAAGUGGAUGGUCUGGAUAACAACUUGGUUUUGAACAGUACCAGUGAUAAAAAGGGGUUCAUCGGCUUGCAUUUUGAUCCCUCUGCUUCUACUGAAACGGUGAAUGUAACGGUAUCUAUAGGUAAUGAGCGGCUUCUCUUUGAAACGAUAGAAAAAGUAAAACAUUUGGUCAAUGGGAAUAUUGAGAUUGAGCUAAAAUCCCCUGCUCAGCUUAACAAAAUGUUAAAGGCGGUCGUUAAAUGCUCUACAAGAGGGGGCUUCUUCGCUUAUUUUGUGGUGGCUAAAGGCAACAUUGUGGAGUCUGGCUCUUACAGUCUCGGCCAGGUGACUAGACACUCGAUCCAGUUGAAUGUAACCGAACCCAUGGUGCCAAAGUUUAAAAUCAUCGUAGCAUCCUUAUCGAACAACAUUAUUGUCUACGAUUACGUGGAUGUGGUGGUUAAGGAAUUUUUAAACAAUUUUGAUAUUCGUAUCGUCGCAGACAAGAGCGAUACAUUUAGACCCGAUAAUCAAAUCGAGUUCAACUUGAUGGGCCGACCAAAGGCUUAUGUUGCGCUGGCAUCAUACGAUAUGAGUGUUCUACAACAUGGUAGCUCACACGACAUCGGACUAGAUGAUAUUUGGAGGAUAUUUGAAGGAUUCCAUACGCCUGAAUUAAACAAAUACGAUGUGUUUCAAAGCAUGGGUUUAUUUGUUCGGACAUUGAAUGAACUGCAACACGAAAGAGCUCCGCUCCGAUCAUCAGGAAGAACAGUGCCACAGGGUGGGAAUAUUGAAUCGCAACGAUUGGUAGCGUACAGAACCGACUUUCCCGAGUCGUGGUUGUGGAAAACCAUUUUCCUUCCGAACUCCGGACGUACCACAAUUAUUGAACAGCUACCUGAUACGACGACCUCGUGGUAUUUGACCGGCUUCUCCGUUGAUCCUAUGUACGGAUUUGGGAUAAUCAAGAAACCCCUGCAGUUCACUACCGAUCAACCGUUCUACAUUGUCGACAAUUUGCCCUACUCUGUCAAGCGUGGUGAAGCAGUUCUGUUGCAGUUCACGCUGUUCAAUACACUCGGAGCCGAGUAUAUUGCCGAUGUGACGAUGUUUAACGUAGCGAGUCAAAUCGAAUUCGUCGGUCAACCGAAAGUAAAAAGUUUCAAGAAAUCCCUGAAUGUUCCACCGAACGUUGGCGUUCCAGUAGCAUUCCUUGUAAAGCCGAAGAAGCUGGGAGACAUGGUUGUCCGUUUGGAAGCUUCGAUCAUGUUGGGCAUGGAGAAGGAUGCGCUCGAGAGGAUCGUCCGUGUGCUGCCGGAAAGUUUGGUGCACACUCGCAUGAUCUCGAAUCUGGUCGCUCACAAAACGUACGCGAAUGAAUCAAUUGACAUCCCUCUGGAAUUUGGCGGCGAGCCGGAAUUGGAUUCGAUUGCAAUCGACUUCUCGGUUACCCCGAGCGUCCUUACCAACGUUAUCGAAAACUUGGGCAAACUUUUGGAGGUACCGACGGGGUGCGGCGAACAAAAUAUGAUACGCUUUGUACCCAACGUUGUAGUGCUGGACUAUAUGCAAGCCAUCUCGUCGACGGAAUACGGCAUCAUGGAAAAGGCAAAGAGAUAUCUGCAAACAGGAUACCAGAACCAAAUGCGGUACCGUAAGCCGAAUGGUUCGUUCGGUGUCUGGAAGCAUGGUGGUGGGAGCGUAUUUCUUACCGCUUUUGUUGGAAAGUCGAUGAAAACGGCAGCAAAGUACAUCUAUGUGAGUGACUAUCAGAUGAGCACGGCGUAUGAUUGGCUAGCCAAGAACCAAAAACCAAACGGUAGGUUUGACGAGAUAGGCCCAGUCUUCCAUACGGACAUGCAGGGUGGACUGCGACAAGGACUAGCACUGACGUCCUACGUAAUGAUUGCAUUUCUCGAGUAUCCACAACAAGCAACAAGACAUCCCACCGUAGUCCAGCGUGGGAUGCAGUAUAUUGCAAACAACAUUUUCAAUACGAACGAUGUCUACGAUUUGGCCAUCGCGACGUACGCAUUGUGGUUGAACAAACACCACGAGAAGUCACGGGCCAUAGAUCGACUAACUGAACUAUCGACAAAGCUACAGAACGGUCAGCAGCUCUUUUGGUCCAGACAGUCAAACCAAAUCGAAACCACCGCCUACGCGCUGCUAGCUUACGUAGAGGCCGGAAAGUACCCCGAAGGAGUUGCGAUUAUGCGCUGGUUGGUGAAGCAACGAUACGCAACGGGAAGCUUUCCACGCACCCAGGAUACAUUCGUCGCCCUGAAGGCGCUGACAAAGUUAGCAGAGAAGAUUUUUCCAAAGAGCAAUAACUAUGUAAUUAAGCUAGAGCAUGCACAGGAGAGAAAAGAGUUUACUGUCAACUCGGCAAACAUAAGUUUUGUAUCGGCGGAAAGACUACCGAAUACCAUCAAAGACCUGAAGGUGACAUUCACCGGUACCGGUACGGCUCUCGUGCAGGUCGCCUACCAAUACAGCACCAAUGUAUUGCAAUCCUCCAAUCGGUUUAACAUAGCGGUCACUAGAAUGGACACCACUUCCAGCUUUGUGUUGAAACUACACAUUUGCAGUAGCUUCGAACCGGCCUGGCCGGGUGAGCACUCCAAUAUGGCCUUGGUAGAGGUGAACUUACCGAGUGGUUACGUAGUGGAUACCAAUUGCAUCAGCCAGGCAACAACCGUGAAUCCAAUAAGGGAAAAGGAAAUUCUAUACGGCGCGACAUCCGUCGUUCUCUAUUACGACAAUAUGGGCAACGAGCGCAACUGUUUCGUGAUUACGGCUUACAGACGGUUCAAGGUGGCUCUCCGGCGACCGGCCUACGUGAAAGUGCACGACUAUUACAACCCAAACUUUUUCGCUAUCACAGCGUAUGAAGUGGACCAACAGGAGCUCUGCGAUCUUUGUGACAGUGACGAGUGUAUUUCUACAUGCCCACGUGGUGCUGGUAGGCCUCACGUAUGAUCGAUGUUGUUGCUUUUCCUGGUUUCUUCGAUUCGUAGACCCGUCUGAGCGGAAAUAUUUGAAAAAUAUAUUAAACGAAAUAAAACAGGAUGCAAACAAAUCCAUACCACAGCGAGAUCCAAACAGCAUGACGUAAAUAAAACGCGAUAGUA
Molecule: messenger RNA, 4287 nt
Organism: Anopheles darlingi
Lineage: Eukaryota; Metazoa; Arthropoda; Insecta; Diptera; Culicidae
Product: CD109 antigen-like
Exons: 13
Coding region: 50-4135 (1361 amino acids)
Cellular component (GO): extracellular region
Molecular function (GO): endopeptidase inhibitor activity
Source: RefSeq, a predicted model, not a curated record